This is a messenger RNA of Oryza brachyantha (malo sina), 1996 nucleotides long. RefSeq names its product rhamnogalacturonan I rhamnosyltransferase 1. Lineage: Eukaryota; Viridiplantae; Streptophyta; Magnoliopsida; Poales; Poaceae. The record is from RefSeq and is a predicted model, not a curated record. The transcript is spliced from 8 exons. Gene Ontology annotation, cellular component: cytoplasm; chloroplast. The coding region runs from base 213 to 1613 and encodes 466 amino acids.
CAAAAACACACAACACACACAACGACGGCGGCGCACACACUCACCGCGCAACGGCACUAGCCUAAGCCGCGGCUACCCUCCUCCGGAAUCUCCUGGAACCUUCUCGAACCAAGGAGGGAGGGGGAGGAGCUGCUUGGCUGCGGCGAGGCGGCCGCCAAUGCCGGCGGGAUCCGGAGGAGGAGGAGGGGGAUGCGGUGGGUGUAGGAGGCGCGAUGGCGAGGUCGAGGCCUAGGGUUUGGGUCCUGGCGGGAUGCGCCGCCGUGCUGCUGUGGGCCUUCGUCGCGCAGCUCGUCGCCGUCGGCCGCCUCCUCGUCAUGUUCGGCCUCGCCGGCGAUGCGGGGCCCUCGCCUCCGCCUACCGCGCUACCGCCCCGAAGAAUCUACAAGAGCAAUGGUUAUCUGAAGAUCUCUUGCAAUGGAGGUUUGAAUCAGAUGCGAUCAGAGAUAUGUGACAUGGUUGCAGUUGCUCGCUUGCUAAACCUUACAAUGGUUGUCCCAGAACUAGACAAGAGAUCAUUCUGGGCGGAUCAAAGCAAUUUUGGGGAUAUAUUUGAUGUUAAACAUUUCAUUGACACAUUAAGAGAUGAAGUGCACAUUGUUAAACAGCUUCCGAAGAGAUUUGGUGCAGAGGAUUCAAACAGUAUACUUAACAUGUCACCUGUGAGCUGGUCUGAUGAAAAAUAUUACUUGCAUCAGAUCUUACCAUUAUUCAGCAAAUAUAGUGUCAUCCAUUUUAACAAGACAGAUGCUCGAUUAGCAAACAAUGGUAUCAGUACACAGCUUCAACUACUUAGGUGCCGUGUUAAUUUCCAAGCACUGAAGUUCACCCCUCAAAUUGAGGCCUUGGGGAAUAAACUGGUGCAGAAACUUCAAGCCAAGGGAUCAUUUGUGGCCUUGCAUUUACGAUAUGAGAUGGACAUGUUGGCCUUUUCUGGUUGUAAUCAUGGUCUUUCUCAAGAAGAAGCUGAGGAGCUCAAAAGAAUGAGAUAUGCUUAUCCAUGGUGGAGAGAAAAGGAAAUUGAUUCACAAGCUAAGAGACUGCAAGGACUAUGCCCACUUACACCUGAGGAGACAUCUAUUAUUCUGAAAGCUCUGGGAUUUCAGAAGGAUACUCUUUUAUACAUCGCAGCUGGUGAAAUUUAUGGGGGAGAAAAGAGACUAGAACCAUUGCAAGCUGCAUUUCCAAAACUUGUAAAAAAGGAGAUGCUGCUAGACUUGGAAGCUCUACGACAGUUCCAAAACCAUUCUUCUCAGAUGGCUGCACUUGACUUCAUUGUAUCCACAGCCAGUGGUAUUUUCAUUCCUACUUAUGAUGGUAACAUGGCAAAACUUGUUGAAGGUCACCGGAGGUUCCUGGGUUUCCGGAAAAGUGUGCUACUAGACCGACAGAAAUUGGUCGGUCUUAUAGAUCUGUACAACAAUAAGACAAUCUCUUGGAACAGUUUUGCAUCUUCUGUCCAGGAAACUCAUAAAAAUCGUGUAGUUCAAUCGUCCUGUCGGCAGAAACUUGAAAAUAAGCCGAAAGAAGAGGAUUAUUUUUAUGCUAACCCCCACGAAUGCCUAGCAAAUUCAAGAUUUUGCAGCGGAACCAAGGAUGCAAUCAGUGUAAGGUGAGCGUCAAGUCUUGCAUGUUGAAACCUCACCGAGCCAAGUUAUUGUAGUGACGUACAGUGGACUGAAGCCAGCAGCUCAGCAGGCAGAGCCCAUCUUCAUCGUUUAACCCGUUUUUACUGAUCUCCUGUUGUAUAGGUCAGUUUUUUUUUUCUCCUUUUGGCGAUUGAUUCAUUCAUUUUUCACAUGCCGAAUAUGAAUGCCCUCCUAAAGCAUGUAAAUUGGGUUGGCUUGCUGUUUGUGUUCAUGAUGAUUAAUUAAUUAAUGAUGAUAGCCAAAACCGCAAGCAGCGUUUGUUUUUACUCAACAUCCGUGGUAUUACCGUAUGUUCAACUAUCACAUUCCGAUAUAUGCAUUGUGCUUUGUCAACCAAGGAGUAAUGAAAG